Messenger RNA from Ilyonectria robusta, 574 nucleotides. RefSeq lists its product as uncharacterized. The transcript is spliced from 2 exons. NCBI's taxonomy places the organism in Eukaryota, Fungi, Ascomycota, Sordariomycetes, Hypocreales, Nectriaceae. Bases 1 to 366 code for a protein of 121 amino acids. The record is from RefSeq and is a predicted model, not a curated record.
AUGAAGUGCCUCGCUUUCAUCGCGUCCUUCCUUUCCAUGACGAUGGUUCUCGCCGUUCCUGGCGAUUACGGUUACGGAAAGGUUACCAAGACGGUGACGGUGACGGACACGAUCACCAAAACGAUCAAAUACCCUGUCACCAUCAAGAAGACGGAGACUGUCACCGAAACCGACACCAUCACCAAGAAGAUCAAGUACCCCGUCACCGUUACGAAGACUGAGACCGACACGGUUACGGACACGAUCACCAAGAAGAUCAAGUACCCAGUCACCGUCUACAAGACUAAGACCGACACGGUAACCAAGACCGACACGGUAACUGAAACGGUCACAAAGAAGCCCUACCCUUACAAGCCCCCAUACUGAGUGAGAAGGCUAUUAAUACCUAAAUGAGGUAGCCGCUGCAAGUUGGGUGAGCUAGGCACUUUUGAGUGUUUGCUCCAGCGACACAAUGGGUGACUAGGGUUCGGAUGCCUCUGGGCGAGAUGACUUUUAACAUGACACUCCUUUUCAUCAGGCUCAAUCUCGCAUACUGUCCAGUAUGCUUUACCUGCUAUUCUUUUAUUAAUCUUCU